UCGAUUUUGGUUAAUUUAUUUUAAAACAUUUAUACUCCGUGUUACUUUUUUCUUUUUCCGAUCAUUUUGGAUCUUGAAAUAUGUCAUAUUUUAAUUUCUUUUUCCGAAAUUAUUUUGAAAGUAAUUAAUUCCGCUUUUAUGAAACUACAUUUAUCAAGAUGACAAUAUUAGUUUGAAUAAACCAUAGUUAUAAUGCAAUAUUUUGUACCCACAUGAAAUUCUUUAUGACACGAGCUUCUCAAAAUGACAAUGUUACUUCUGACUUUUUUACCUCUCUUUUCUAAUAUUUUUACGUUUUGGUUUUGAUAUCAUUUUAUCUUAUAAUACUACAAUUUCUUAUGAAAAUGUCAUAAUUUGUAAUCUGAAGGUUCCAUUUCUUUACCCAACCAGUGUGCUAUUCUCUUGAAUUACAUUAUUUGGUUCAUCUGGUGGUGGUGGAGAUUUUCUUGUGAAAAAAUUACGUAGUAUUAUCUCUUGCUUCAUUGCAAUGUGAGACAACCCAGGAUUAGUGAAAGGCCUAAAAACAUGGUAGUUUGGUAAUUUGGCAUUUUUUGGGUUUAUAAACUUACACAUUUUAGAAACUGAUAUAUCUUGCUCCAUUUGUCAGAUUCAUUCAGAAAAAUUAACAAAUUACUUUUUGUAGAUAAAUAAUUUAAGUAGUAAACAAUGAACUUCAGAAUGUUAGGUAGUUUAUUUAACAAUUUAUUUUGUUUUGUGCAGACAGGGCAAGUCAAUUCCCUUCUCAAGCUAAUUCUUUCAAGCACACCAAAUGUAUCACAAGAGAGAGGUUGAUCUGUACCAUUUCAACCAUUCCCUUAAGCUUCUGGUCUACUGCAAAACCACCUGUUGCUCCUCAUGCACCGUUUUCGAGAAGAGUUGACAAGUAUACGAAGCCUACAAAAAUCACCACAAAGGUUUCUUGAUAUUAUGAGAGCUUCAAAGUACAAUGUCACUAAUAAACCGGGAAACCAUCUUCGCCUUAUUGAGGGAUGCCUUCAACCGGAUAGAGGUGGAUGUCUGUUUGAAAUUGUACAUGGAAAUGCUGAACCAUGCAUUGAUGCCUAAUGACUACACCUUCACCAGCUUGCUCAGUGCCUGCACGGGUAGUGGAUGCUUUGGUCAAGCUAAGAGUGUUCAUUGCCAAACAAUUUGCACAGGGUAUGCACAACAUGGGCUUGCACCACAAGCCAUUGACCUUUUUGAACAAAUGAAGGAUAAAAGGGUAAAACCUGAUUCCAUUACUUUUCUUGGGAUUUUAUCUGCUUGCCGCCAUGCGGGAUUAUUCGAGCAAGGGUGGUUUUAUUUCAAUUCAAUGGCUUUAUAUGACGAGAAGCCGAGGAUAGACCACUUUUCAUGCAUUGUGGAUCUUCUUGGACGAGCUGGAAGGGUAGAGGAGGCCCAUGAUAUGAUAAAGAAGAUGUGUGUGAGCCCGAAUGGUGUAAUAUGGGGUUCAUUACUAAUGUCCAGUAGGCUUCAUGGGAAUGCUGAGGUGGGGAUUGAAGCUGCAGAAAACAGGCUCAUGCUGGAACCGGGGUCUAGGGCUACACACUUGCAGUUGGCUAAUCUAUAUGCAAGCAUUGGGCUGUGGCAUGAAGCUGCAAGAGUAAGAAAAGAGAUGAAAAGUAAGUGGCUUAAGAUUGAGUCUGGGUGUAGUUGGAUUGAGAUAAGGAACGAGAUUCAUUGUUUUAGAGUAGAAGAUGGAUCAUUUGCUGAAUGGAUUGAAGUUGUCCCAGUUAUGUACAUUUUGGCAGAUCACAUGAGAGAUCAUGGUAAAGAAACCAUCUCUGAGCUUUAUUGCAACUAGUCUAGAUAUAAUGGUGCGUUAAACUGAGUGGGUUUGUUAUAGACUUGCAGAAAAAGUGGUUGUUGUGUCUUGGAAGUAUAGCCAACUCUCCUGGAAACUUUUUGAUAUGAUAAUCUGAAAGAAAAGGGUACCUGAAGAACCCUAAAGCCAGUAAGGAAGCUUUUGCUGGUGAGUGGUAUCACUCGGGCGAUCUUGCUGUGAAGCAUCCAGAUGGUUAUGUAGAGAUUAAGGAUAGGUUGAAGGAUAUAAUCAUACCCGGCGGCGAGAGUAUUAGUAGUGUUGAAGUGAAAAAUAUUUUGUAUAAACUCCCGGCUAUACUCGAAGUGUAGGCAACUGGCAAGGCCUGAUGAGCAGUGCGGUGAACCACCUUGUGCGUUUGUGACCCAUAAGCCGGAGAUUAAAAACACCACUGAUCAAGAACGGCUGACUAGUGAUAUUUGGUUUCCUAAAUCGGUGAUAUUUGGGCUGUUGCCGAAAACAGCGACUGGAAAAAUACAGAAGCAUUUGUUAAGGGCGAAGGUGAAGGAGAUGGGACCUAUUAAAAGGAGCAAGUUAUGAUCUUUAAGAUUAUGAUCAUAAGUUAAGAUGUGCCUUUCUUGGUUCAUGUCAUUAUAUUAGUUCAGUAAUGUAAUCUAGGGUCUUCAAUUUCUUGUUGCACACAAACAAUCUUUUGGUUAUUGAAGCAUGCUAGGUUGUCUUGUAUGCAGUUUACAAUGGACAUUCUGGCAUUUAACAACUUGCAUAUGAAUAGAUAGAUAUAUGCA
Cuscuta europaea is the source of this 2568-nucleotide messenger RNA. The record is from the annotation of a GenBank genome assembly. NCBI's taxonomy places the organism in Eukaryota, Viridiplantae, Streptophyta, Magnoliopsida, Solanales, Convolvulaceae.